CUCCAAGAAUCAUUACAAGCCACCAACACAAACUGUCCAAAUAUUGUCCGAAAUUCUUGAUCAAUGGAUUCCAAGAAAUCCUCCUCAGCUAUUCUCUUCCUCUGCAUUAACCUCAUGUUCUUUGCCCUAGUGAGUGGUUGUUACUUGGGUUGCAAUAACCCAGUCCCCAAGCCUAAUCCGAACCCAAACCCAAACCCAAAUCCGAACCCGGUAAAGGGCACCUGCCCGAGGGAUGCCCUAAAACUAGGCAUAUGCGCAAAGCUUCUAAAUGGCAGCGUUGGGACAGAAAUUGGAAGCCCACCAGACCAUCCAUGCUGCUCAGCACUUGGUGGGCUACUGGAUCUUGAGGCUGCAGUUUGCCUCUGCACUGCAUUGAAAGCCAACAUUCUUGGAAUCAACCUAAACAUUCCUAUCUCAUUGAGCUUGCUUAUUAACACUUGUGGGAAGACCCUCCCUAAGGAUUUUAUCUGUGCCUAAGUUGUAUGGAUCCAAUUCACUGAUCUUCUAGGCUUUAGGGCAUUUCGUUCUACGUUUUUCGAUUUAUGCUAAGUUCUUGCUCUCUCUCUCUCUCUCUCUCUCUCUUUUUUUUUUUUUUUGUUGCUUGGUUGGUGCAGUUGUUCUUGCAUUGAGGAUUCUUUCUCAUUGUAAUUGUAUUGUGUUCGAUUCACAUGUAUUCUCUCAGUCUGAAAUCAAAGUCUGUUUGGUCUA
This is a messenger RNA of Sesamum indicum (sesame), 708 nucleotides long. Its product is annotated as 14 kDa proline-rich protein DC2.15. Lineage: Eukaryota; Viridiplantae; Streptophyta; Magnoliopsida; Lamiales; Pedaliaceae. The record is from RefSeq and is a predicted model, not a curated record.